AGCCAUUCUGGCACUCCCGCGCCGUCAGGUGCGCUCCUUUGCGGCCGCCUCCCAUGCCGCCACGCGCGCCGUGCGAGCUUUUGCGUCAGGCGUGCCCUGGCGGCCAGCUCCCACCAGCAUAGUCCGACCGAGUAGCUCGAAUAGCUAUUCGCCUCAUUGCUGGGCGCGCCCGCGCGGCUGCCUCCCGCUCCAUUUUGGUGCAAUUGAUCUGCAAUUUUUGCGCGGCCGCCGCCCGCGCCUUGGCGGCGGCCUGCAUGCAGCAGGGAGUUGCGCGUGAACGGCCGGGGGACCAGCGUCCUGCUUGGCAGCAGCACAUCACGCCCACCACCUCGAGGGCGCCCGCCGACCCCUCGGCGUCCCCAGCCGCGCCCGGGCAUCUGCAGGAGCCUGCCGGCGCGCCCGUGGACCAGACCUGCCCGCUGGCCCUGCUGGGCCGGUCGCGGCACGGCGGGGCGGGCGCUGCGGCCGACGGCGAGUGCAGGGUGUGCUUCGAGGUGCGGCCUCUCCCGCGCAUCUGCGCGGAGUGCCCCGAGGGGGCCGGCGUCUGCGCCGAGUGCCUGCGGAGGUACUUCACGGGUGCCGUGCAGGACGCCCUCUACGCGAUGCCCAUGAUCCGGUGCCCGCUGUGCAGCGGGCGGGUGUGCACGGCGGCGUGGGCACCUUUCGUCGACCCGCCGACGUCCGAGAAGUACCUGAGCAACGCCAACGCGCUGUUGUCGCUGCGGUGCCCCGACUGCGACGAGACCGCGUCCUUCUUCUCGCCGGGUCUCGGGAAGGCGGGACCUACGGCGCACGCCGCGGGCGGCGACCUCGGGCGGGCGCGCCAGCGGGCCGCCGUGCUGCGCGCAGACCUGCAGCGGGAGGAGCUGUGGUGCGACUUGCUGUCUGCCCGAUCGGCCGCGCUGCGGCGGUGCGGCCGCCGCAGCUCCGAGGCCGCGGCGAGCUCGUGCGGCACGGGCGCUGGGGCAGACGCAGACUCCCGCGCUUGGGCGGCCGCCUCGCGGCUGGUCGACGCCUGGCAGAGGUUCGAGGCAGCGCAGGCUUCUGCGGACGACUUCGUCGCCGUGCUGCACACCUCGUGGCCGCCAGGGCGAGGCGCCAACCCUCCCCGUGGGCUCCGCUGCGCGGCGCGUCGCAGAGUGCCGCUCUGCAUCGAGGACCCCGAGAGGCGGCUGGCGCUCCAGCUGGCGUGGCUCCGCCGCUACCCGAAGGUGCGGACCCCGUGCUGCAGGGCCCGCGUAUGCUUCAAGUGCAAGGUGCGCGGGUGGCACCGCCACCUCAGCUGCGAGGAGCGCCAGCGUCGCGAGGCCUGGCGGGAUGCCCAGUUCUGCCCCAACUGCAACGUGCCGACCACGCGGUCGGACGGAUGCAACCACAUCCGCUGCGUCUGCGGCAAGGAGUGGACCUGGCAGGAGAGCGAGGGGCACGACGGCUCCGACGGGCCAGAGUCCACGGCCCACAGCGACGCCAUGGGCAGCGAGGGCACCCACGACGACGACCUCAACAGCGCCACGGGCCGCACGCGCACCUCGAUCGAGCUCGCCGCGCUGGGGAGGGGCGCCAAGGGCGGCGACGGCGCGGCGAGCUCCCGCGUCCUCGCCGCGCUGGUCGGCGCACCGAGGCCGAGGCCGGCGCUGGCCCCGCCGCGGCGCGUGGCCCGGCAUUUUGGCAGCCUGGGGGCCCCCGGCGGCGGGCUGCUGCCCGGCCCCGAGGACGGCGCGAGCGAGCGCGGCAGCGGCAGCGACGAGGAGGCGGUGCCGCGGGCCGCCUUCUGCCCGCUGGGCCACGCGCUCGAGCCGUGGGGCUCGGCGGCGGGGCCCAUGGGCUGGAGCUGCGACGGGUGCGGGGAGCGGGUGCGCCUCCCUCCCGCGGGCGCCGCGGGCCGCCUGCCCAAGCGCUUCCGGUGCCCGGCGUGCGACUACGACCUCUGCGCGCGCUGCCUGCUCCGGCAGCGCGGGGUGCCUGGCGGGAGGGAGCGGGGCGCGGGCACGACCGUGUCGGUCUUGAGCCUGCUCCAGGGGGGCGGCUGGACGGGCGCCCUGCAGCUGCGCUUCGAGGUCGUCGGCCUGGAGCUCGCCGCGGUGCUCCGCAUGGCGGGGCCACCGUCUGGGAGCCAGGGUGGGGCCAGCGGCUCCUCCGAUCACGCUGCGGUGUUCUCCUCGAUGAGCUACCGCAAUGAUCGGGACGGCACCCAGGUGAACUCCGUCGGGCCAGACUCGUGCAAAGCUUGGCAGCAAGGCCCGUGGAAUGAGUCCGCGGUGCAUGUCCACAUGAUCUUCGAGCAUUUUCCUCCCUUGUCAGACUGCAGCGAAAUCUGGUUUCGCUUCGGCCCCGAGUCCGCUGGCGUCGCCGAGGUGAACUUAGACAAAUGGAGAAUGCUGAACCUGGAGAGGGCCGCGGCGACAUCGCGCUUCGGGCCCGCCGUGGCGUCGACGCCCACAGAUCCCUUGCCCGCCAUGGACUCGUUGGGCGCGGGCCAUGCCAUGGCUGGCGCGCUGCACCCCUCCGGGCAUGUCGCCCCCGUGAGUGAGGGCAUUGCCUCGCCGCCGUUCGGGAGCUGGCAGGAGGGCAUGCCGGGUUACCCUCCGCGGGGCCCCAGCUCGCCGCCGCCGCCGCCGGGCGAGCUCUCGCGGGCCGCCGAGGGCGUGCAGACCCCGACGCCACCCUGGCAGGGCGACGGCGGCGCGCAGAUGCCCUGGAGCCACGGGCGGGCGAUGGCGGUGCAAGGGCAUGGGCUGAGGGCCGCGAGCGCGACACGUGCGCUGGGCGAGGUGGAGGCGGACUUCCCGCCGGGGCCCAUGCCCACCCCGCUGCCGGACCUGUCGGACCGGCUCCUGCGGCCCAAUUGGCUGAGGGGCAACCUGCCCUGGCGCGCGCGCGCCGAGGCGCCCUCCGCGUCGCAGCAGCUGCCGCUGCACCUGGCGGUGCGGUCGGGCAACCCGGCCUCGGCGGCGGCCUUGCUGGACGCGGGGGCGGCGCCCACGGAGGGUGUCUUCAAGGAGCUCGCGCGCCUGGCCGACUCCGGCAAGAAGCGCAGCCUCGAGGAGCACCUGCGCCCCUACGUCGAUGCGUCGGCCACCAACCUGGCGAGGCUCCCGCUCUGGGUGCAGAUCACUUUCGGCCAGGAGUGCAGUGACAUCCCCGCCCUCAGUCUGGACGUCAACGUGAGCCACCUUGCCCUCUCCGCGCUCCGCAGGCUGCCCCAGGGCCCGGCACGCCACGCGCACGAGAACGCCCUGCGAGAGCGCCUGGGUGACGAGUGGUUCGAGGUGCUGAGCGCCGAGGCAGCCACGGAGGAGCUGCGGGUGGAGCUCCGGGACGCUGUGCAGCGCAGGAGAAGUCCUGACGAGCAGUUGGCAGAGGAGCUCCUGGCCAUGGGUGCUGACCCUCAUGCACGAGGGCGUACGGAGAAUGACGACGACGAGGACGAUGACGACAGCACAAUUGACCGCGACUUCGGGGAACACAGUGACGAGGAGAGUGUCGGCGACAGCCACGACCACGACUGCAGGAGCCUCUACUGGUGCCCACCGGUCCGGGACCGCCAGCUGAGUUGUGCCGAGCUCAUUGUCCUCCACCCGUCGUAUGAGGGGCCGCUCGUGUCGCGCCUCCUGUGCUGCUCGGACUCCCUACCCUCCAGCAGCACGGCCAGCAGCGCGUCGGCGGUUGCGGCAAAGGCACGGCGCCGGGGCCGCCUACUUGUGUCCGCGGUGCACAGCUGCAACGCGAAGGCGGCUGGGCUGCUGCUUCGCUCGUGGGCCGACGGGCGCCUGCCGCCAGCGGCGUGGCGAGCCCUCUUUGGUGUGGUGCGCGAGGCGCCGCGCAGGCGGCUGGAGGCGGAGUUCUGCGAGUUUGUGGCCGCCCGGGGCCUCGACGAGGCAGAAGUGCCGCUCUGGGCUCUGAUCCAGCUGGGCGCUGCCUUGGAGCGCGAAAGGGGGGCCUCGGCCCAGGAUGCACUUCGCGACGCCUUGGUAUCCGAGGCCUGCUCCAAGAUCGAGGCGCUGCUGGCAGUCGCCGACGCGGCGAGCAGCGCGGACGACGACGAGAACUUGAGCCCACCCCGCGCGACGCGCUCGGGCUCGAUCCCGGGAGAUGUCUUUGCGGCGCUGCACCGCUGCAGCGGCACGGAGGCGAGGGGAAGGUUCGAGGGCCUGCUCGAGAAGUGCAUCAGCGGCAAGCAGAUCAAGAGGCGGUUGGCGCGGGCAGCCACGAAUGAGCUCCUGCUGGAGCUGCGUCGCGCUCUCAACGAGAAGCGGGAUCCGGACAUGCAGCUGGCGGAGCAGCUGAUGCGCGCCGGGGCCAACCCGCGCCUGCAUGAGGCCGAGGAGGACAGCAGCGAGGGAGAGUUAGAUCCAUGGCUCUCGCACGGGGGCGACGACGGGCCGCCACGGUCCUCGUUGCAGCUUAUCGCCCUGAACAAGCACGCGCAGCCGGCUGUCAUCGAGAGGGCAGUGGCCGCCGCGAUAGAGAUGCGCGCAGACCCCAACGCGCACCACCAGGGCGAGAGGCCGCUGGGCCUGGCGGUCGCGGCGCGCAACAUCGCGGCGGCACGGGCCCUGCUGCGCGGCGGUGCGGAGCUGACCAAGCAGGCUGUGAUUCCACUUCGCCGAGUCUGCAACCUCGAGCAGCGGAAGGCAUUCGAGGAGCUGCUGAUGUCUCACUGGAAGCAAACCUUGACUCUCCAGGAGGUCGGUCUCUGGGCUGCGGUGCAAUGUGGUUUCCAGGCGGUGGCGGCCAAGACCAUUGCCGACCACUCGGUGGCGAUCGACUUCCACGUGUUCAUAGCGCUGCGACGCUGCCGGGCCCCCACUGCAAGGAGCAUGAUCGAAGAUGCGCUGCGCAAGAACCUCGGCAACGCGUACGACCACAUGCGGGCGGAGGCCGCCGGCUACGAGCUGAACAUGCACCUGCGCGAGGCGAUGGAGGAAGACAUGGACCCCGACGAGGAGCUGGUCGCGGAGCUGCUGGAGAUGGGUGCCGACCCGCACGCGCGCGGCGUGGAGCCAGACAGCGACAUGGGCUCCAUGAGCGACAUCCCGGAGACCCUCGGAGACGACACGGGGGACAGCGACUCGCACAGCGACUCGCACCUCUCCUGAUGCUGCCGCUGGCGCCGCGCGGGGCGGGCGCGUGGCUCGGCCUCCCGCGCGGCGGUGCCGAUGCCCCGCGCGCCCUCCCUGCGGCGCAGUGCCCGACGGCCGGGGUGGCCCCGCAUGCUCCCUCCGGGGAUGCGUGCGCGUGUCCUCGGCCUCGUCGGUGUGUCCCCCAAGGGCCCCCAGAGCGCCGUCUGCCAAAGGGGGCAGGCCCCGGGUCCCCCCGGAUAGGCGACACCGUGCUCCUCGCUGCGCUCCCAUGCUGCGAGGGCGUCCGCGUGA
This is a messenger RNA of Prorocentrum cordatum, 5375 nucleotides long. The record is from the annotation of a GenBank genome assembly. Lineage: Eukaryota; Dinophyceae; Prorocentrales; Prorocentraceae.